This is a messenger RNA of Symbiodinium natans, 345 nucleotides long. NCBI's taxonomy places the organism in Eukaryota, Dinophyceae, Suessiales, Symbiodiniaceae. The record is from the annotation of a GenBank genome assembly.
AUGAUGUGUGUGUGCGUGUUCGUUCGAGAUCACUGUCUGACUUCAAGCGGUGACAAGGUGAAGAGCAGUGCUUCAUCAACCUCCGUGCGAACAGCAGAGAGAGGCAUGUGUACCUCCGCGCUAUGCCGUGACAGCAUUCCAAAUGCGGCUCACCUGCUGGCACUUCUCCUUUCCGAGGCUUCGCUCCUGGCAGCCCGGAGUUUGCCUGGCAUGUUUUCAGUUGCUGUUAGUUCUCGACCUGGACCAAUACUGACAUGGCCAAUGAAGCUGCUUAGCCUGGCACAAGGCCUGCACAUCGAGUUGUUUCCGAUGCCCUGGACCAAACCGCACAGGCAGGAGCCAUGA